Molecule: messenger RNA, 2352 nt
Organism: Telopea speciosissima
Lineage: Eukaryota; Viridiplantae; Streptophyta; Magnoliopsida; Proteales; Proteaceae
Product: cellulose synthase-like protein G2
Exons: 6
Coding region: 16-2277 (753 amino acids)
Biological process (GO): plant-type primary cell wall biogenesis; cellulose biosynthetic process
Cellular component (GO): plasma membrane; trans-Golgi network
Molecular function (GO): mannan synthase activity; cellulose synthase (UDP-forming) activity
Source: RefSeq, a predicted model, not a curated record
UAAUCAAUCUCAACCAUGAGAGGCGUAAACGAGAAAGCGGCGGCCGGCAAGCUCACCUUUCCGCCACUCCCACUCCACACAACUCAGGCGUUGCGACGAACACCUCUGAACCGUGCGUUCGCCCUGGUGUACUCGUGUGCCGUUCUGGCUCUGUUCUACCGCCAUUUCCAUUCAUCCAUCUCCUUCUUCUCCAUUCUCUUGAUUGUGGCCGAUGCCGUCUUCGCCUUCAUGAGGGCCACCACCGAGUCUCUACGGCUGUGUCCGGUUCUCCACCGGGAAUUCCCAGAGAAGUUGAGAAGGGCUGUACUGGUGGAAGGAGCGGAGGAGGAAGAGAUGGAGAGGGAUUACGAUCCUCCGGGUGUGGAUGUGUUGAUAUGCACGGCGGACCCAUACAAGGAACCUCCCAUGGGAGUGGUGAACACCGCACUGUCGGUGUUGGGGUACGAAUACCCGGCGGAGAAGCUGGCGGUGUACGUAUCGGACGAUGGGGGAUCGGAGCUUACGCUGUUUGCUUUCAUGAAGGCCGCCAAGUUCGCCCGCCAGUGGCUGCCUUUCUGCAGGGACUACGGAUUACUUGACAGGUCCCCCGAUGUCUACUUUGGAAGUGGAUCAACCCAUACAUUUCCCGAGGAAGCCCAUAACAUCAAGAUGAUGUAUGAAGAGAUAAAAGUAAAGGUCGAGAGAGUUAUGGAGAAAGGGUUUGUUCCUCCGGAGGAAUACGUCAUGAACGAACAUGAGCAUGAGGCUUUCAACAAAUGGCGGACGCCAAGAUUCACACGCCAAGACCAUUCUGUAGUAAUUCAGGUUUUAUUAGAGAGUGGGAAAAACAAAGACGUAAAAGGCCAUAGAAUGCCUAACCUUGUCUAUGUCUCUAGAGAGAAAAGCAGGAACUCACCACACCACUUUAAGGCUGGUGCCCUUAAUGCACUGCUUCGUGUAUCAGCAACGAUGACGAAUGCACCGGUGGUCCUAAACUUAGAUUGUGAUACUUACUCCAAUGAUCCCGAAACUCUUCUUCGGGUACUAUGCUAUCUUGCCGACCCUUCCAUUGGCCCAAAACUAGCCUACAUUCAGUUCCCUCAACGGUUCCAUUCGAUUGGGAAGAACGACAUCUAUGGUAACGACCACAGACGUUUGUAUCAAAUAGAUCCACCAGGGAUGGAUGGACUUGCAGGCACACGUUAUAUCGGCAGUGGAUGCUUUUUCCAGCGACGAUCCUUCUUUGGUGGGCCUUCAUCGUUCCCCUCAUCUGAUAUCCCCCUUGUAUUAAACUUAUCCCACCAUGACUUGGACAAGUCUAUCAGUUCCAAAACAGUUUUGGCUUCAGCCCAUCAUGUAGCAAGCUGCAACUAUGAGCAUGAGACCAAAUGGGGCAUUGAGAUGGGCUUCAGAUACGGAUCAUUAACAGAAGACUACAAGACUAGUUAUCUGCAGCAGUGUAAAGGAUGGAAUGCAGUGUUUUGCCAUCCUAAAAGAGCAGCAUUUCUGGGGGGCUCGCCUUUCACUCUAAAUGAUGUAUUAAGCCAGAACAUCAGGUGGUCCAUUGGAUUGUUGGAGGUGGCCAUCUCCAAGUACAGUCCAAUUACUUUUGGCACUCGAGCCAUGGGAUUGCUCAUGGGUCUUGCAUAUGCACACAAUGGAUUUGAAGCAACUUGGUGCCUUCCAAUAACCACGUAUGCCUAUAUCCCACAACUAGCUCUCCUCAAUGGAGUCUCCAUGUUCCCAAAGGUAUCAGACCCUUGGUUCUAUUUGUAUGCAUUCCUUUUCUUGGGAGCCUAUGUACAAGAUUGUCUAGAAUUCAUUUUAGCUGGGGGAACAACCCGAAAGUGGUGGAAUGAUCAAAGAAUGUGGAUGAUCAGGGGAAACUCAUCUUAUCUAUUUGGGUCUACCACCUAUUUACUAAAAUUGCUUGGGUUUCCUGCCUCUGGUUUCAAUGUGACUAGCAAAGUGGUUACAGGAGAACAAAUGAAGCGAUAUGAACAAAGUAUAUUCGAGUUCGGGGUCGCCUCAACUUUGUUUGUGCCACUCACAACAACUGCCAUUGUCAAUUUGAUUGCAUUUGUGGUGGGGCUUGCCGGAGUGUUUAGACAUGGAAACACAGGUGAAAUGUUUGUGCAGUUGUUUAUUUCAGGCUUUGUGAUGGUGAAUUGUUGGCCAAUAUAUGAGGCCAUAGCUUUGAGAAAGGAUGAUGGAAAGAUGCCUGCAAAGAUUACAAUGAUAUCAAUCUUACUUGCAUGGCUUCUCUACUUAGCCUCAUCAUUGGCACUCAAACUUUAAUAAGACAUUUCCCCAUUUCUCCUUUUCAUUGUAGGAAUUACAUACUUCUAUGGAAUCCCUUUAUGAAUUUAUCCU